Molecule: messenger RNA, 858 nt
Organism: Amphimedon queenslandica
Lineage: Eukaryota; Metazoa; Porifera; Demospongiae; Haplosclerida; Niphatidae
Exons: 3
Biological process (GO): positive regulation of DNA-templated transcription
Cellular component (GO): nucleus; histone methyltransferase complex
Molecular function (GO): histone H3K4 methyltransferase activity
Source: RefSeq, a predicted model, not a curated record
UCAUGUGUGCUAGGAAGAAGGACUGUAGGUUCUUAAGUAACAAGGAAGUCUAUUGCCAGCAGCACUCCUCUCUACCUGUUACCAGUGACACUGUUAAAGAUGAGGACAUGAGAGUUGAUAGGUGUAUCAUUAUACACACUGAUAAUGACAGGCCUGGGAGGAAGUUCACUAAAUCAUUUCCACCUCAAAACAUUCAACUAAGAAUAGGAUCAUUAUUAAUACGCUCCGCUGGGUCCCUUUCUCCUCUCUCUGAUACAAUAUCUCCGUCACUUCUCAUCCCUCACAGUUUCUCCUCCUCCUCUCUCUUCUGGAGCCUGACCACGCCCACCCAACGGAUCACCUACACUCUCACAGUAUCAGCUGAUCUUCCUAAGGAAGAGCCACUCCCUUUAACCACACCUACCCCUGAAACCCCGCCCACUUCACCUGGUGAUUUAAGAUGGCCGUGUGUCAGUACUCAAGUUAGUAGUGAUCCUGAUAAUGAGGGGGUGUGGUCAGCAGUGUCCUCUAAAAGUCAAAUAUUAUCCAGUCCGUCUCUAAUUAAUAAUAGUGUAACGGACAAGUCUAAUCCUGAGAUAGCUCUGAGGAUAUUUCGUAUUCCAAAGAAGACUCGUUCCUCUUCCUCCUCUCCCCCUCCUACCCUCGCCAUUGGACUAACCAUCACCGCCCCCUUACCAGUAACCAGUGUCCAUUGUCCACAGUCACACAGAGAGGAGGAGACCGUUAGACCAGUGUUACCGUUAGACUCACCCGCUCUCAAUCAGUGGGAGACAGGGUCACCUCCUCAUAGUGUGAACAGUGUCCAUUAUGAGCUCAGCAAUGAGGAGGGGCAGUCAUGGAGGGGACCUGAUCUUAAAG